Lingula anatina is the source of this 3082-nucleotide messenger RNA. RefSeq names its product dimethylglycine dehydrogenase, mitochondrial. Gene Ontology annotation, cellular component: mitochondrion. Lineage: Eukaryota; Metazoa; Brachiopoda; Lingulata; Lingulida; Lingulidae. Gene Ontology annotation, molecular function: protein binding. The record is from RefSeq and is a predicted model, not a curated record.
UAACAAGACUUGCCAACGCCAGGCAAAUCCGGUUGCAUGCGGCUUUGUUUAUAUCGCGUUCUCUCUUCAAGUUGCUGCCACAUGAGGUUGAGAUAAGAAUGUUAUAUUCUGGUUAUUGAAGCUAAGUGCCCGUACAAUUUUUGUUUUGGACACUGUACCAAUAGUGUAGUUGUUAGUUCUUCUGUAAUUUGAGGAAAAAGUUGCUGCUUUUAUUUGUGUUGUUUACUUUGUUCAAGCGAAAACUAGGAGUAAUUUCGCUAAGUGGAAGAGCCAGGUGUUACAGGAACUAGGUCAACUUGUAGGAGAGAUGAGGAUGUUGUUGGCCGGUAGUCGACGUUUUUCCCGCUGUGGACUAACGAAGUGCUGCACAGCACAUAUUUCAACCAGCAGCACCAGUCCCUCCAGUGAUUCUUCCAGUGGUUACUCAAGCCCUAAACUGCAAAAGAAUUUGAAGGAAAAUGCAGAGACAGUGAUCAUAGGAGGAGGUGUAGUGGGAGCAAGCUUGGCCUAUCACCUCGCUAAAGCUGGACAAAAAGAUGUCAUGCUUCUUGAAAAAUCGGAACUUACUGCUGGGUCCACAUGGCAUGCUGCUGGACUGACCACCUUAUUUCACCCUGGCAUCAAUGUGAAAAAUCUCCAUUACUACAGCAUACAGCUCUAUGGAAAACUCGCAGAAGAAACGGGACAGGAGGUUGGAUUCCAUACCCCGGGCAGUAUUCGUAUCGCCAGCACCCCAGAGCGUAUGGAUGAGGUCAAGUAUCAGAUGCAGAGGCAGGGAUGGAACAAAGCUCCUCAAUGGCUGCUUACACCAGAUGAGAUCCACAAGAUGCACCCUUUACUUAACAUGGAUAAGGUCUUGGGAGGAUUAUUCAACCCCGGAGAUGGCCACAUUGACCCCUAUUCCUUGACCCAAGCUUUAGCCUCUGGUGCCAGAAAGUAUGGGGCAGAGAUCUUCAUGCCGGCCCCUGUGACUGGACUGAAACAGACGGCCAGUGGCGGCUGGGAAGUGAACACUCCACACGGCACAAUCAAAGCCAAGAGGGUGAUAAAUGCAGCAGGGUUUUGGGCCAGGGAAAUUGGGGCACUGGCAGGUCUGGAGCAUCCCCUUGUUCCCAUCCACCACCAGUAUGUUGUUACUUCCACCAUUCCUGAAGUUGCUGCACUGAAGGAAGAACUUCCAGUGAUCAGGGACCUGGAGGGCUCCUACUACCUCCGCCAGGAGAGGACAGGGCUGCUGAUUGGACCAUAUGAGAGUGCGGAGAAGAUGAGAAUGUGUGAUGAUUGGGUGAAUGAUAGAGUGCCACCUGGUUUUGGCAAAGAGCUCUUUGAUGGUGACUUGGAUCGUAUCAAUGAUCACCUGGAGAGGGCCAUGGAUUUGGUGCCUGUGGUCCAGAAUGCCAGCAUACAGAGUGUGGUGUGUGGACCCAUCACCUACUCCCCAGAUAUACUCCCUAUGGUGGGGCCACAUCAGGGCAUCAGCAAUUACUGGUGUGCAGUAGGAUUUGGCUACGGCAUUGUUCAUGCUGGAGGUGUGGGGAAAUACUUGAGUGACUGGAUAUUGAAUGGAGAACCACCAUAUGAUCUCAUAGAGCUGGAUCCUAAUAGAUAUGGAAAAUGGACAACCAAAGAUUAUUUAUUCAAAAAGGCCAGAGAGUCCUAUGGCUUUAAUAAUGUGAUAGGACAUCCAAAAGAGGAGCGUUUUGCUGGGCGUCCCACUGAGAGAGUGUCGGGGGCAUAUGAACUGAUGAAGGAAAGGGGAGCAGAGAUGGGAUUUCAUGCAGGUUGGGAACAACCACACUGGUUUGCCCUGCCUGGGGACACAGCUGGGUACUAUCCCAGCUUUAGAAGGACUAAUUGGUUUGAUCCAGUUGGCAGAGAAAGUGAGCUUGUAAGAACCAAGGCUGGCAUAAUAGAUCUGACGCCUUUUGCAAAAAUUGAAGUGAAAGGGAAUGAUGCUCACAAGUACAUUGAUCACCUGUGUGCCAAUGCAGUCCCAAAGGUUGGCUAUACCAACAUCAGUCACAUGUUGACUCCAAGUGGUAGAGUAUAUGCUGAACUGACUGUGACCACGCUAGCACCAAACCAUUUCUUCUGUAUAACAGGCUCUGGGUCAGAGCUGCAUGAUCUCAGGUGGAUGGAAGAGCAGAAAAUCAUUGGAAAUUAUGACGUAGAGCUGGUCAAUGUCACAGACUCCAUGGCUGCCCUGAGUCUUGCAGGCCCUCUGUCCAGGGACAUCUUGAGCAAGCUGACCACAGAGGACAUCAGCCAUGAAGGUUUCCCCUUCCUCACCUACAGGCAGAUGGAAGUGGCAGGGGUACCUGUCAGGGCCAUGAGGAUUUCCUACACAGGAGAACUUGGCUGGGAAUUCUACCAUGCCAGACAAGAUACCCUCAAGUUAUACCAAGCUUUGCUGGCUGCUGGGGAGGAGUUUGGUGUUGGGGAUUUUGGAACGUAUGCCUUGAACUCUCUGAGGCUGGAGAAAGGAUUCAGAAUGUGGGGAGCAGAGAUGACUGUUGACAAUAAUCCAUUAGAAGCAGGACUUGGAUUCUUUGUGAAACUGAAGAAGCCUGCUGACUUCAUUGGCAAACAAGCUUUACAGAAAAUAAAACAGGAGGGUCUCCGCAGGACGCUGGUGUUCAUCACGGUUGACACAGAAGAUGUGGAUCCAGAGGGCAACGAAACUCUGUGGUACAAUGGCAAGGUGGUAGGUAACACUACCUCAGGUACCUAUGGUUAUGAGGUGAAGAAAAGCAUCGCCAUGGCGUAUGUUCCUCUGGAACUUUCCGUGCCAGGCACCCAAGUCCUGGUUGAAAUGCUAGGGCAGAAGUGGAAUGCCACAGUGCUCAAGGAACCUCCAGUCAAGAUUGAACCAAUGAGAAAGAGAGAACAAGAAAAGCAGAAGAAAGCAGCAUAAUAUUACCAUCUUACAGGAAUUUGUUGAGAUAAGACUUAUGACAAUCUUGGUGAAUGGUGGACUCCUGUGAAAGAAAAUUGUCCAAUUGCAGUGUAAUGAUAAAUUGCAGCUGUGCCUGAUAUUCAGGUGAUCAAUUGAGAAAGACUACUUACAUAGGUAUUAGUUGAG